This is a messenger RNA of Nakaseomyces glabratus, 1530 nucleotides long. It is a transcript of the gene NUP60, whose product is annotated as FG-nucleoporin NUP60. The record is from RefSeq and is a predicted model, not a curated record. Gene Ontology annotation, molecular function: structural constituent of nuclear pore. Gene Ontology annotation, biological process: telomere tethering at nuclear periphery; poly(A)+ mRNA export from nucleus; NLS-bearing protein import into nucleus. Lineage: Eukaryota; Fungi; Ascomycota; Saccharomycetes; Saccharomycetales; Saccharomycetaceae. Gene Ontology annotation, cellular component: nuclear pore nuclear basket; nuclear pore.
AUGGUGUCUCACUAUGACAGGAUGAAGAGGUCUUCCAUUGCUCCUUAUAGGAGAAGUAAUGAUAGUAGUAAUAGAAUUGAUAAGAAGACUGGCAAGAAGGGGCAUGGUCUGAUGUCCAAGUUGAAGGAUUUGGUAUCUUUCGGUUGGGCGCAGGAGCAUCACAAAGAUAAUGACUUUAGUGCCAGAGACACUGGAAGAGAAAGAACUAAUGUCAGUAAAGGAUCCUAUGCAGCAGUUCCAGGCGGCUUUUUUAGUUCUGAUCAGAGUUCUUUUAUAUUAAGGGAGAGAAGUCGGAUAAUGAAUGAAUCAACGAUGCAUAGUGAAGCUGACACAUCAAAUGCCAAACUUGCCGACUUUUUUGCAAAGAAAGGGAAUGAACCCUUAUCUGAGAUCGAAAUGGAAGGUGUCUUAGCACUAAUGCAAAAAUCAAGAGGUGUUGCAGACGAAUCCUCCUUUCUAGGUAACUCCUCAAGAUUGCUUGGCGAUAUCUCCAACGCGAAUGCGUCUCAAGUUUUAAGAACUGGUAAUAUCUCAACCUCUUCUGCUCUUAAUGUUCCAAAUUUUAAGCCAAGUACUGAUGAAAGCAGGAACAUAAAUGCAAAAGAAGUCGAGAAUAGUACAAUUGUAAGCACACCAUUAAAGAGGAAAAACUUCGACUAUUCAUCAAUCAGAUCACCAUACCGUACUGUCAUUUACAGAUUUGAUGACAGCAAUAAGAAGAAAAUAUCAUCAGUUUUUGAUAAGCCUGAAUCAUCUAGUCAAGAAGUUGACGAAACUCCUAAACCUUCUAACUCUAAACCUCUAAGCAACACCGCUUCUGCACUUGUUUCUUUGUUAAGCGACAAGGAUGCUGCAAAAGAGUCGAUUAAGCCAAUGGCUAAUCCAUAUACCUCCCAUCUUACUGCUCUGAGGAAGUCUAGAGAAGAUCUACCUAGUAUCAAUGAUAAGAUAACUGUUCCAAAGAGACGUCAAAGAUCUGAAACAGAAGAUAAAGAGGAAGCCAAAAUCACAUCCAGCAACGGAGAGGCCCAAGAAGACACAAAUAUACCAGAAGGAAUAGCAUCUAGGAAAAAUGAGGAAGCACAGGAUUCGUUCACCAAAUAUAAGCCUAUGCGUUCUUCAUCAUUGCGUGAUUCCGUCUCUUUAGCACAUACAGAGUCAAAUAACGAGAAACAAAUGAAUUCUCCAAAAUUUGUUCCUGCUCCACUUGAUAAGAAUGAAACUAAGGAGACUGCAAAGUCCGAUCUAACACUAACAUCAUCUGAUAAACAAUCAGAAUCAAAACCAUCCUUUUCCUUCCCUGUAAAUUCCACAACCAAAAGCACUUUUAUGGGUACUAAAAAGGAAUCGACAUCCCCUGCUGUCAAUAGCCAGGCAGUCAAAAAUGUUUCAAACAAUGAAACCAAAGAAAUCAAACCACAGGUUCAUGAAUGCAUUUAUGAUUUUGGCAAUCCAACCUCUUCCGGAUUCAAAAAAACCGAUAUUGACGACACCUUAGUUAGCAAAUAUAGAGGCCAAUUUGUAUUCUAA